Molecule: messenger RNA, 2805 nt
Organism: Coregonus clupeaformis (lake whitefish)
Lineage: Eukaryota; Metazoa; Chordata; Actinopteri; Salmoniformes; Salmonidae
Product: inward rectifier potassium channel 13-like
Exons: 4
Coding region: 529-1641 (370 amino acids)
Biological process (GO): regulation of monoatomic ion transmembrane transport; potassium ion import across plasma membrane
Cellular component (GO): plasma membrane
Molecular function (GO): inward rectifier potassium channel activity
Source: RefSeq, a predicted model, not a curated record
GUUGUCACACUCCCUCUCCAGAACCUCUCUCUCAUCAUCAUUCCUAUACUCAUUUACUCCUACCAACCACAGGACUCCGAGGAGCUACAACUGGCUCUGUCAAUGAACUGUGACAAGGUGUUGUUCUUUGGGUUUUUCUCCUCCCUCUCUCGCCUUCCGGGAACACUAAUUGGCCACAUGCAGAGUAAUGUGACCAAUCGAAUCAUCCUCGGCAAAGAGCCGGAGCUGCAGAUCGGAAGAGCAGAGCGUUGGGCUCAGUCCGGCUCCCACGCCGAAGAGUUCCUGGGGUGACACUUUCUUUUUCCUUCCUUUACCUAGGGAAUACCUUGGGAUUUACCCCCCAUCUUCUCAUCCCACGGAUUUGGUGGUUCUCCCGCCCCUGGCCUCGCCUCCUGCCCGCCCUCGGAUCAGCGCUCGGGUGAAAAGGGCACCAUCAGAGGGGUGAUCGCUGGCCCUUGUGCUACACUACAAUACCUUCAUCCUGACCUGCCCACUCGCCUGCCCUCGACCCCUCACCUCCCUGUAACCAUGACAACCAAAACGACCAACGACCUGGACGGGAACAAGGUUUCCUCCUCCCCUCUCCUGUUGGCCACAUCAUCCCCACCCUACCUGUCUUGCCAGCGCCUGGUGACCAAGGACGGUCACUGCGCCCUGCGCUCCUCCCCUCCCUCUCCUGGCCUGUGGCCGUCCUGGGCCUCUGCCUCUGCCUGGCUGCUAGCCCUACAGGACCUGUGGGGGGCAGUGGUGUGCCUGCGCUGGCGCUGGGUUCUCUUGGCCUUCUGCACCUCCUUCGUGGCCCACUGGCUGCUGUUCGCCUGCCUGUGGUACCUACUGGCCCACCUCAAUGGAGACCUGGCGGUGGAGGACCACGACGCUCCUCCAGAGGGACACGUGGUGUGUGUCAAACACAUCACCAGCUUCACCGCAGCCUUCUCCUUCUCCUUGGAGACCCAGCUGACCAUUGGGUACGGCACCAUGUUCCCCAGUGGGGACUGUCCCAGCGCUAUAGCCCUGCUGGCAGUUCAGAUGCUGCUGGGCCUCAUGCUGGAAGCCUUCAUCACAGGUGCGUUUGUGGCAAAGAUCGCCCGUCCCCAGAAGCGUGCGGGGGCCAUCCAGUUCAGCCCCCAGGCGGUGGUGGGUCAGCACCAAGGCCAGCCCUGCCUCGUGUUCCGGGCCACCAACCUUCUGCGCCGCCCCCUGGUGGACGUGGAGGUCAGUGCCGUGCUGUACGAAGAGAAAGAUGACCAGGUCCUGCACCAGACCAACCUGGACUUCCAACUGGACCAGCUGGGCCCGCGCCCCUGCCCCUUCUUCAUCUUCCCCCUCACCUUCUACCACGUCCUGGACCGCCACAGCCCCCUUUACCCGGCCCUGCGUGAGGGCAGCGCCAGCCACUUUGAGCUAGUGGUGUUUCUCUCCGCCUCCCAGGAGGGCACGGGCGACGCCUGCCAGAAGAGGACGUCCUACCUGCGCCAGGAGAUCCAGUUUGAGCGGCGCUUCGUGCCUGCCAUGGGGCUGGACAAGCAUGGCAGGUACCAGGUGAGCAGUCAGCACUUUGGCAUGGCCCACUGCAAGGAGCCGCUGGACAAGGAGUGUGUGGUGCAGAUCAACGGGGACGGGAGUGACAGGAUGGAGUAAGGGAGGGGAAGGAGGAUGGUGGAAGGGAAAGGAGUAAGGGACAGAGAGCAACGUGGGAUGGGUGGGUUCCGGGGUUUACUAUAUAUGUGUGUGUGUGUGUGUGUGUGUGUGUGUGUGUGUGUGUGUGUGUGCAGUUGUGCUCGCGUGCGUGCGUGCGUGCGUGAGGGAGGGGGAGGGUAGCAACACAGGGAUAGAGAUAGGGGCAGAAAGGGAGCGUUAGGGGCAAUAUGGGGGGGACAUGUUUCUAUGGCUCUGCUACCUGGUUAAGCAACCGUCCAUACCAAAGGGUAUUCAUCCAGUGGAUUGAAGACCACUAGAUUGUAGAACAUGUUCUAGCUACCUGAGAGCUCUAGAACCAACAGGCACAUUCACUGCCAUGAAGGAUGAUAUUCCACAAUCAAUAACACUACGCUGCUAUGGAAUACACUCUGGCUGCGUUUACACAGGCAGCCCAAAUCUGAUCUUUUGUCCAAUAAAAAUCUGAUCUUUUGUCCAAUUAUUGGCAAAAUAGCUUAUCUGAUUACUGAAAAAAACAAUUUGUGGUAAAAAUAAUAAUAUAUAAGAUCAGAAUUGGGCUGUCUGUGUAAACGCAGCUUCUGUAACGUAGAGGAUCAUACUUUGGAAGAUGACAACUCAAUGUCUUCAAUCAUUUUAAGCUGAGGUAUCUAAUAUUGAACUGUCAGAAAUAUCAGUUAUGCCUUAGAAAAUAUCAGUUGAUUUAACUGCAAAUUGAUUAGAUUACUGCCUUAAAUGUUUAUGAGAAAUCUUCACUGAAAUCAGUGUGUGUCUAUUUACACCAAAUAUUAGCCAAAGAUGAAAUGUAAUACUAUGUUAUACAUUGAUUUCACAUGUUCAAUAUGUAAAAUGCUAUGGCUUUAGAUUAAGCACUUUAGUGAUAGGUUAAACGUUUGGAGAAAGAUGUAAGUAGAUCAUCUUUAUAUUUUCCCUUUGAAUUUAUGUAAAGACAAAAAUCACUAUUACAUCAUGCAUGUAUGCAUUUGAGUCAACAGCAAUGCACAAAGAUUAAAGAGUAAAUGGAAAUAAUGUUAUGGAAAGAAAGCCCUGAUUUUCAGAGAUUAAAUCUUAUUGUAUCAUAAUACAUGUUCCAAUGGCUUGUACAGUGUACAUUACAUGAAAUAAAAUAAUAUUUUCUGAACAAUUCAA